Molecule: messenger RNA, 1512 nt
Organism: Fragaria vesca subsp. vesca
Lineage: Eukaryota; Viridiplantae; Streptophyta; Magnoliopsida; Rosales; Rosaceae
Product: protein SCARECROW-like
Exons: 2
Coding region: 1-1512 (503 amino acids)
Biological process (GO): regulation of DNA-templated transcription
Cellular component (GO): nucleus
Molecular function (GO): DNA-binding transcription factor activity; sequence-specific DNA binding
Source: RefSeq, a predicted model, not a curated record
AUGAAAGCAGAAUUCGAAAUGGUUCAUGGGACUAUGAAUGUGAUCCAACCCCAUGAAACCAACUGGAUCAACAACUCGACCUCAGUUAAUCCAUUAUUCCCAAAGCCUGUAAGCGAUCUCUCUCAGUGGGUAGAGCACAUAACAAAGCAACUCAUCGAUGACUUGCCGGAAACAGUCACCACCACCGCAGACACUUUGCAAACUGCAGCAACAUCCGGGGAUCAGUACUUCAUCCCCUCGUCACAUUCCGGCGAGUUCAGUCCGAGAAAAGCCUCCAGGAAAAACUACGGCGACGACACAAGUGCUGAUCGUGCAGACUACGAGCUGCAGUGGGGAAAUGAGCUGCAACUCCAUGCAGAGAAUAGUAGAAGAGCGAGAGGGUUGAGUAAGCUUGACCAGCAUGGCUUAACCCUAAUUACACUUCUGUUCGAAUGUGCGGUUGCCAUCUCAGUGGAGAACCCCGGCGAGGCACAUCGGAUGCUGCUCGAGCUGACCCAGAUGGCCUCGCCGUAUGGGCCAUCAUGCGCAGAGCGCGUCGUAGCCUAUUUCGCCAAGGCCAUGUCGAGUAGGGUUUUGAACUCGUGGCUAGGCAUUUGCUCUCCUUUGGUCAACUACAAAAGCAUUCAUAGUGCUUUUCAAGUCUUUAACACCAUCUCUCCUUUCAUCAAGUUUGCUCACUUCACUUCCAACCAAGCCAUCCUCGAAGCCUUUCACCGCCGUGACAGAGUGCACAUUAUCGACCUCGAUAUCAUGCAGGGUUUGCAAUGGCCUGCUCUAUUUCACAUCCUCGCCACACGCAUGGAAGGGCCUCCACACGUGAGAAUGACCGGCAUCGGCACCUCAUCUGAGGUAUUGCUCGAGACCGGAAAACAACUUUCAAAUUUUGCCAGGCGACUCGGUUUGUCAUUCGAGUUUCAUCCAAUCACCAGGAAUUUCGGUGACCACCUAGACACUUCAAUGGUGCAAGUGCGGAGGGGAGAGACUGUAGCAGUGCAUUGGCUACAGCACUCACUCUAUGAUGCAACCGGACCAGAUUGGAGAACAAUGAAACUCAUAGAAGAACUAUCCCCCAGAAUCGUCACAUUGGUGGAGCAAGACAUGUCACACAAUGGAGGCUCAUUUUUGGACCGUUUUGUCGGGUCUUUGCAUUACUAUUCCACCAUGUUCGAUUCUCUUGAAGCUUAUUUGCCUAGUGAUAACCCUAACAGGCACUUAGUCGAGCACUGCUUGAUGUAUCGGGAAAUCAACAACAUAUUGGCCAUCGGCGGGCCGGCGAGGAGUGGAGAAGACAAAUUCAGGCACUGGAGGAGUGAGCUUGGGGCUAGCAAUAGCUUCAUGCAGGUGGGUAUGAGUGGAAAUUCGAUGGCUCAGGCACAGUUAAUAUUGAACAUGUUUCCUCCCAGCAAUGGAUAUAGCCUUGUGCAAGGAGAUGGGACAAUUAGACUUGGGUGGAAGGAUACUAGUUUGUAUGUUGCCUCUGCAUGGACUUGUUCUCAUGCUUCAUCAAGAUAG